AAAGUCAAAAUUUGGUAAACGUAAACGAAAACAGUCGAAAAAUCAAAACAAUUGGUUGAAAGGCUACGUGUCGAUAAAGAUAAAAUGUAAAUAAGGUUUUACUUAUUCACUACAAUUGUACAAUUUAAAUUUGAGAGUGUUCCAAGAAAAUGCUAAAAGCCGUAAUUUUAAUUGGAGGGCCACAAAAAGGAACAAGGUUUAGGCCUCUUUCGCUAGAUAUACCAAAACCUCUUUUUCCAGUAGCUGGUUUGCCAUUAAUUCAACAUCACAUUGAAGCAUGCAGUGCCAUAGAAGGGGUAAAAGAAAUUCUUAUAAUUGGAUUUUACCCCAUAUCCCAAAUCCAACCAUUUGCAACAGAAAUGCAACAUUUGUACAACAUAACAGUCAAGUACCUCCAAGAGUAUGUGGCAUUGGGUACAGCUGGUGGCUUGUACCAUUUUAGAGAUCAAAUUAGAUUUGGAAAUCCAGAGGCAUUUUUUGUAAUGAAUGGUGAUGUAUGUUCUGAUUUUCCCUUAGCUGAGCUUUACCAAUUUCACAAAGAAACAUGGGAGAAAUCUGGCAAAAAAGCAUUAGUUACAAUAAUGGGAACAGAAGCAACUAGACAUCAGUCCCUAAACUAUGGAUGCAUAGUUACAAAUAAAGAGACUUUGGAAGUGACUCACUAUGUUGAAAAACCCAGUUCAUAUGUGUCAACAUUGAUAAAUUGUGGAGUAUAUGUAUUUUCUCCUGAAAUAUUCCACACAAUAGGCGCAGUUAGUAUGAAACUCCAAGAGCAGUACAGCAAAAACGGAAACGGAAAUGGUAACAGAGAAGCCGGGUAUAUCCAACUAGAACAAGAAAUACUAGCUCCACUUGCCGGAUCUGGACAAAUAUAUGCGUUACCAGUCACAAAUUGGUGGUCCCAGUUAAAAACUGCCGGUUCAGCAAUCUACGCCAAUCGUCAUUACUUGCAGCUUUAUAAGGCAAACUUUCCAGAAAGAUUAUGUUCACCAGGAGGUAAUGAAGAACGGUGUGUAAUUUACCCCGAUGUCCUCAUAGAUAAAACAGCAUCGAUUCAUCCAACGGCUGUGUUGGGACCCAAUGUAAGUAUAGGAGCAGGUGUCACUGUAGGAUCCGGAGUACGAAUACGAGAAAGUAUCGUUUUGAAUGACGCAACGAUAGAAGAUCGUAGCUUAGUCCUACACAGUAUCAUCGGACGAGGUUCAAGAGUGGGUAAAUGGGCACGAGUUGAAGGAACACCGUCGGAUCCAGAUCCAAACAAACCAUUCGCUAAAAUGGAAAACCCGCCAUUAUUUAACUCCGAUGGAAAGCUAAAUCCUUCAAUUACUAUUUUAGGGUGCUCAGUGAGUGUUCCGUCAGAAACUAUUUUAUUAAAUUCAAUCGUACUUCCCAACAAGGAACUAUCAAGAAGCAUUAAAAAUGAAAUAAUUUUAUAAAUACAGAAAUUAAAACCAAGAUGCACAAACAACUUUUAUAAAAAUUUUCAAUUUGGAGUGAAUGUUAUGUUUUUAUCUUUGUACAAAUAUUUUUUAUUUUAUUUUUAAAGGUUUAUUUUUACUUUUACUAAUCAUUCCAGACUGAAUAAAUAUUGACUUCCUGAUA
Diabrotica virgifera virgifera (western corn rootworm) is the source of this 1602-nucleotide messenger RNA. RefSeq names its product mannose-1-phosphate guanyltransferase alpha-A (gene Gmppa). The record is from RefSeq and is a predicted model, not a curated record. Gene Ontology annotation, cellular component: cytoplasm. The transcript is spliced from 7 exons. Gene Ontology annotation, biological process: biosynthetic process. Gene Ontology annotation, molecular function: transferase activity. Bases 150 to 1436 code for a protein of 428 amino acids. NCBI's taxonomy places the organism in Eukaryota, Metazoa, Arthropoda, Insecta, Coleoptera, Chrysomelidae.